This is a messenger RNA of Thlaspi arvense, 219 nucleotides long. The record is from the annotation of a GenBank genome assembly. NCBI's taxonomy places the organism in Eukaryota, Viridiplantae, Streptophyta, Magnoliopsida, Brassicales, Brassicaceae.
AUGGGAUUUCACCAUCGAAAUUGUUCUAACUCAGGUCAAGAUUUCCAAUUGAGGAUGGAAUCUGACCCCAAAACUGAUUAUAAGAAAGAUCCAGAGAGGAAAGAUCGAGAGAGAUGGAAUCUGACCAGAAAACUGAUUAUUAGAAAGAGCAAGAGAGGAAAGGUCGAGAGAGGUGAGAUGAUAAAGUUUUCCAAUAGAGGAUGGGAUUUGACCAUAUAA